CACACCUCCUCGGAUGAUCUCGUCCUCUAUACAAGGCCGCCGCAGACAUGAUCGAUGCAUUCGCAGCAACCGCAACUGCCACAUCCUCGCCAGGUAAAGCUAGCUAGCGGCAGCAGCAGCGAACGCAACAAUGCCGGCGGCGGAGGCGGCGGCGUGGAGGGACGGCGCGCAGAGCGGGCACGCCCGGCGGGUGGCCGUGCUCCGCUGCAUCGUCGCGUCGAUGGUGGUCACCGUCCUCCUCGCGGGGCUCGCCGUGCUCAUCUUCUGGCUGGUGGUCCGGCCGAAGCCCAUCGACUACGCCGUGACCCGCGCCGCCGUUCGCCACUUCAACGUCACGCCGCCGCCCGGCGCCACGGUCAACGCGACGUUCUACCUCACGUUCGCGGCGCACAACCCGAACCGGCGCGUGUCCAUCCUCUACGAGUGGGUGGAGUUCCGCGUGCUCUACGGCGAGUCCGCGCAGCUCGCGGUGCAGGACGCGUCGGCGUUCCGGCAGCCGCGGCGCAACGAGACGCGGCUGGACGUGCGCGCCGUGGCGCGGUCGGCGCCCGUCGGGGAGCAGGCCGCGCGGGAGCUGCGGCACGACCUCGCGGCGGGCGCGGUGGGCGUCGACGUCCGGAUGCGCGCGCGCGCCCAGUUCAAGGUCGCCGGCGUCAGGUCCAGGAGCUACAGCCUGGAGGCCUUCUGCUCGCCCGUCGUCGUCGGCCUGUCGCCGUCGGCGGCGCGGUCGUUCCAGAGCGUGCCGUGCGACGUCGCCGUCUCGUGAGGGAGGCGACAUGCUUAGUGCUUUGCAGGAUCACCACUAGCUGAGCGUGGCGUGUUGUAAAAAAUCUUGGCCGCCUGAAUGUUGGAUUCAUGCAUGGUUUGUUAGGCUGUGUUGACUCCUGAGAUCGAUGUGCCUUGUAAAUCAAGCUAGCUCUACCUCUACUAGAUGCUGCCUUCUUUCCCUUUCCGUUUUUCAAAUCGGGGUGUGUUUAGUUGGUGAAAAAGUUUGGAUUUCGAUACUGUAGCACAUUUCAUUGUUACUUGAUAAAUAAUGUCCAAUUAUGGACUAAUUAGGCUUAAAAGAUUCAGCUCGUGAUAAUCAGUUAGGCUGUGUAAUUAGUUAUUUUUUUCAACUACAUUUAAUGCUUUAUGCAUGUGUUCAAAACUUCGAUGUAACCGACACUGUACAAACUAUUUUGAGAACUAAACACCCUCGUGUUGUGCUGA
Messenger RNA from Panicum virgatum (switchgrass), 1212 nucleotides. Its product is annotated as NDR1/HIN1-like protein 10. The record is from RefSeq and is a predicted model, not a curated record. The coding region runs from base 131 to 766 and encodes 211 amino acids. The transcript has a single exon. Gene Ontology annotation, cellular component: plasma membrane. NCBI's taxonomy places the organism in Eukaryota, Viridiplantae, Streptophyta, Magnoliopsida, Poales, Poaceae.